AUGUCGCUGCUGCGAAACGAGGCUGUGACCAACGGGCGAUGUCGAUGGCGCCCACCUACGACCCUGCCGCAGUGGAGGCUUGCGCCGCUUCUCUGCCACGCCGAGGACGACCUGAUUACUCUGCUGAGCUCGGGCGCCGUGGCGGCCGAGUCGUACGAAGGCGUGGAGCGUAUCGCGGUUUCACUCCAUCAGAUCUUCGGCCUGUUGGCCCAGGCUGUGACCAAGGACGGCGGGGCCAAGCUCGAAGCCUACGACCCUGCCGCAGUGGAGGUCCAUGUCGUGUUCCGGCUCGCGCACUGGGUCCUCGAUGCACUGCCGUCGCUCCCUGUUGCCGAAGUGGAGCGGACCGGUCUCCCACUAGC
Molecule: messenger RNA, 362 nt
Organism: Thecamonas trahens ATCC 50062
Lineage: Eukaryota; Apusomonadida; Apusomonadidae
Exons: 2
Source: RefSeq, a predicted model, not a curated record